Molecule: messenger RNA, 678 nt
Organism: Eriocheir sinensis (Chinese mitten crab)
Lineage: Eukaryota; Metazoa; Arthropoda; Malacostraca; Decapoda; Varunidae
Product: rho family-interacting cell polarization regulator 1-like
Exons: 7
Coding region: 1-678 (225 amino acids)
Source: RefSeq, a predicted model, not a curated record
AUGCCGGCAGCUGCCUCCUCCCCACACUCACAGCACAGGCACCCCCUAAGCACCUUAGCACCUUGGGCACACCUCCCAGCACACCCCUACAACUGCCCCCUCCCCACACACUACAGGCACUCCCUCAGCACCUUAGCUGCCUCCUCCCCACACACCACAGGCACCCCUCAGCACCUUGGGCACCUCCCCGCACACCCCCACCGCGGCCCCCCCCCCACACACCCCAGCCACUCCCUCAGCACCUUACGUACACCCCUCAGCACAACCCUGCUGCCCCUCCCCACACACACCAUUGCCACCCCCACAGCACACAAGGAACACCUCACAGCACACCCCUACAGCUGCCCCCUCCCCACACACCACAGGCACACCCUCAGCACCAUAGGCACACCUCCCAUCACAACCCUACUGCUGCCCCUCCCCACACACACCAUUGGCACCCCUCAGCACACUAGGAACACCUCACAGCACACCCCUGCCCCCUCCCCACACACCACAGUGGACGCCACAAAGAAGCCUCUGCAGCAACCAUACGAUGGCCCCUUCACCGUCAUCAAGAGGACGCGGAAGAACGUCACCAUUGACCGCCACGGCAAAUCCGAUGUCAUCGCCAUCGACCGGGUCAAGCCCGCGUACCUCCUGCAGCCGGAUCCUUCACCCACCAACACCGUCUGCUAA